Molecule: messenger RNA, 1525 nt
Organism: Manihot esculenta (cassava)
Lineage: Eukaryota; Viridiplantae; Streptophyta; Magnoliopsida; Malpighiales; Euphorbiaceae
Product: photosynthetic NDH subunit of subcomplex B 1, chloroplastic
Exons: 7
Coding region: 1-1377 (458 amino acids)
Biological process (GO): photosynthetic electron transport in photosystem I
Cellular component (GO): NAD(P)H dehydrogenase complex (plastoquinone); chloroplast
Molecular function (GO): glycosyltransferase activity
Source: RefSeq, a predicted model, not a curated record
AUGGCUUCAACUUCUCUGCUACCCAAAACCAUCUCCCCUUUUCUCACAAACCCACCUUCUUCACUUCCCUCGGCUCACUUCACCAAGCCAUCAUUCUUCACUCCAUGCACUAGAAAACCAACCACUCUCACCUACGCAAAGAAAAAGAACCCAUGGCUAGACCUUUUUGACGACGGAGAGGACCCUGACAUGGAAUAUGGCUCACUGUUUGCAGACGGCAAGCAAGAGGAAGAUCCCAGGCCACCUGAUAACCCCGAUAACCCAUAUGGGUUCCUCAAGUUCCCAAUGGGUUACAAUGUGGAGAUUGCUUCUUUGCCAUUGAAGAUUAGAGGUGAUGUUAGGAGAUGCUGCUGUGUGAUUUCUGGUGGUGUUUAUGAGAACUUGCUCUUCUUUCCUGCAAUUCAGUUGAUCAAGGAUAGGUACCCUGGUGUACAAAUAGAUAUAGUGGCAUCAGCAAGAGGGAAACAAACUUAUGAGUUGAACAAGAAUGUGAGAUGGGCUACUGUUUAUGAUCCUGAUGAUGAUUUCCCUGAGCCAGCUGAGUAUACUGACAUGCUUGGAGUUCUUAAGAAUAGGUACUAUGACAUGGUCUUAUCAACAAAACUGGCAGGGCUUGGCCAUGCAGCAUUCUUGUUUAUGGCAUCUGCUAGAGAUACAGUCAGCUACAUUUACCCAAAUGUAAAUGCAGCAGGAGCAGGACUACUACUAUCAGAAACAUUUACACCAGAUAGUACGAAUCUUUCAGAAGGUGGAUAUCACAUGUAUCAUCAGAUGAUUGAUUGGUUGGGAAGACCCUUUCGAAGUGUGCCGAGGCAGCCAGUGCCUCCGUUAAGAGUCUCCAUUUCAAGGAAGCUGAAAGAGUUUGUAGAAGCAAAAUAUAGAGCUGUGGGUGCAGAGAAAGGAAAAUAUAUUGUAAUUCAUGGGAUUGAAUCAGAUUCAAAGGCCACAAUGCAGUCUAGGGGUGAUACUGAUAGCCUGCUGCCUCUCCAAGUAUGGGCUGAAAUAGCAGACGCUAUGAGGGAUUUUAAGCCAGUUUUCGUCAUUCCACAUGAGAAGGAAAGGGAAAAUGUAGAGGAAAUAGUUGGUGAUGAUACCAGUAUUGUCUUCAUCACAACUCCUGGACAGCUGGCAGCUCUCAUCAAUGACUCAGCUGGGGUAAUAGCUACAAACACAGCAGCCAUCCAAUUUGCAAAUGCACGUGAGAAACCUAGCAUUGCACUGUUUUCAUCUGAAGAGAAAGGUAAACUAUUUGUUCCAAAUGCAGCAGAAAAGAAAUGCACGAUUGUCUCAUCUAAGACUGGCAAACUGAAAGACAUCGAUUUUGAAGAUAUAAAACAGGCAAUGCAAAUUUUAGACUUGUCCCUGGUUCUGGCAUAGAAGAAAAAGAGACUCAAUUUUCCUUUUUCUUUUGUUUUUUAAUUUCAUUUUCUUUUUCCCCAUCUUCUCCUUCUUUUCCAAUCUUUAACUUCUAUUUGUACAUGGAAGGCAUAGUGUUGAAAAAUCACAUUGACAGAUAAAUUUGAUA